Molecule: messenger RNA, 4260 nt
Organism: Plasmodium relictum
Lineage: Eukaryota; Apicomplexa; Aconoidasida; Haemosporida; Plasmodiidae
Product: conserved Plasmodium protein, unknown function
Exons: 1
Coding region: 1-4260 (1419 amino acids)
Source: RefSeq, a predicted model, not a curated record
AUGGACAUAUGUUUAGAAGAUGUGUUAAGAAAUGGAGAAUGCGAUAAUUUAGAGAAAAUAUUAAUGCAAUUUUUUUCUGAUAAUAUUCCAUUAAGCUUUGAAAUAAUAGAACUGAAAAAAAAGAAGAAAUAUUUUGAAGCAUUGACACAACUGAAAAACAAUAAGUAUACAUUAAUUAAUGAGUGUUUUUUUAUUUUAUCUAAUAUUAUUUCUUCCAUUUUAAAAGGAUACUUGAAAAUAGAAAAUAUUAAUAAGAAUAAAAGAUACUAUCUAAUUUAUAUAUGGUUUGUUCCAUUAUGUGAAAGAAAAGAGAAAAAAAGAUAUAACAUCAAUUUUUUGAUAAAUAAUAAUAUCAAUACUAUACAAAAAAAAAGAAAUAAAAAUAAAAAAAGUUUUUUUUCUGGCAUAUAUUUUAGUGAAUGGAUUAUAAUAGUGCUUAACAGAGUUUUUCGUUCCUUAAUUUUACAAAAUGUUAACAUUCCUUUAGAGAAUUGGUCUUUUAUAAUUGAUUUAAUGAAGUUUAUAUACAUAGAUCAAAGUAUUAUAAUAAAGUAUUUACAAAAUAUAAACAUAUUACACGAUUUUAAUUAUUUAGAAAACACUUCUAGAAAUAAAAAGGAUACAUUUCAAAAUAAAAUUUUUAAUUAUAGCAAUUUCAACAAAGCUUUAGAAAAUUAUUAUGAAGACAUUAAUAAAAUAACAAAAGCUUAUUUUUCUUUUCCUUUUUUAUUAUUUAAAUGCAUAACAAAAGGAUUAAAAAGUAAUGAUGAAAAAAGAAAUUUAUAUAUUUAUAAUCAUGUUAUUCCUCAAGAACUCAAUGAAAAAGGUUUUUAUAAAAAUAUAGUUCAAUUAUGUGCUUUUAGUUGGCUUUCCUCAAGAGAAUUUAAUAUAAAUUAUGAAAAAGUUAUUAAUUUAACUAAAAAAAUUAUAAAUUUGAAUAUGUGUAAUUCAUUUUGCUCUACCCUAUUAUAUAUAUUUCUACAAUAUGAAGUAAGUUUUAUGGAAAAGAGUACAUGCUAUGAUAAAGAGAAAAAAGAAAUAAAUAAAGACAACGAAAUAAGUAAGGAUAAUAAUAAAAAUAAAAAGAAUAUAGUAUAUUCAAAAGAUGAAAUGAAAUUAAAUUUACUAAUUAAUUUAAAUUUUAUUAUGGAAAAUAUAUUCUAUUAUCUACAUUUACAUUGCACCCAAAAUGAAGAUAAAAUAUUUUUAUCAUGUGUGAUGAAAAAAUUAUUACCAUUUAUUAAUAUUAUUGAAAACAAUAAUAUGUUAUAUAUAUGCUUAUUUAAUAAAAAUGUCAAUGUCAUUUUAAAUAUAAUUAUUAAUAUCGUUCUUCUAUAUGAAUGGAAUUCAUAUUUUUUGGAAACUUUUUUUAAUCCAUUUUCAAAGAAUUGCUUACCUGUAUGCUAUGUUAUCGCUAUCAUUGACGUAAUAAAUAAUUUAAUUAGCCGUAAAUCAAUUUUAUUUAUAUCAAUUUUUAAAAAAAAUUAUAAGAAAAAAAAGAUAAUUCAUUCAGCUUCAAUUAAAAAUGAAAAGAGAAGUUAUUUUGAAAUAACUAAUGAAUUAGAAAACGAGUUUUUAAAUGAAAAUGAGAAUGAUAUGGAUGAAUAUAGCAUAGAAAUAUUAUCAGCAAAGUUUUUAAAAGAAAUAUUUUUCUAUAUUUUAAAUAUUUUCUCUGAUGAUGAACAAGAAGAAACAGAAAAAGUUUUUAUUUCUAUUGUUUUAAGUAAAUUAUUAUAUACAUUUGGUAAACAUAUUAAAAAUAUAAAUAAAAAAAUUGCAAAAAAUUUAUAUAAUUUUGAAAUGUUAUCAAAGGAGGAACUUUUUAUAUACAACAUAAAUAUAUAUAACAUAAACAUAUUUGAAAAUAUUUCUAAUAGAAUACAGAAUUUAUUUAAAUGUAGUGACGAAGUAUCUUUACACUGUGGACAAAUAUUGGCAGAAUAUUUUAGUUACUAUGUUAAUAAUCAAUCAUUUAAAGAAAAAAAAAAAAAAAAAUCUAUACAUAAGAAAAAUGAGUCUGAGAAUAGUGAUGAAUGCAAUAAAUUAAUUUUUCCAAAUUUACAUCAUCCAAUAGAUUACUUACCAAAACAAAUUUUGUCUUUUAAAGUAAUUAAACAAAAAAAAUUUAUGUACUUAGAUGAUUUGAUUUUAAUAAAAAAUAUAAAAAAAAAAUUUAAAAUAAAAGAAUAUUCUCUUAAAAAAAUAAAAUCAAUGCUAAAUAUUGAUAAUAAUAAAGAAAAAUCAGAUAACAAUAAACUAGAUAAACAAGAAGAACAAUUUACACAACAUUUAAUAAAUAUAUACAAAGAAGAGAAAAAAGAAACAACCAAAAGUCAGAAAAUUAAAUGUGAAUAUAAAAAAGGAGAUGAUGGUUUAGACAAGAAAAAUGUUAAUGAAAAUGAUGAAAUGAAUGAUGAAGUAAAUGAUGAUGAACAUGAUGAAGUGGAUGAUGAAGUAAAUGAUGAUGAACAUGAUGAAAUGAGUGAUGAAGUGAAUGAUGAUGAAAAUGAUGAAAUGAAUGAUGAAGUAAAUGAUGAUGAAGUGAAUGAUGAAGUAAAUGAUGAUAGAUAUGAAGAUGAAAUAGGGGCUGAAGAAAGCAUAUUUAGUAAAAAUCAAUUUGAAAAACGUGAAUUUGAAGGUGAAUUUAAAAAACAAAAAGAUAAAGAAAAAGAAGAUAAAAAUGAAAUUAAUAAUGAGGAUGUAAGUAAUAUUAUUUUAAAUAAAUGUAAUAUAUAUAAGAAAAAGAAAAUAAUAAAGAAUAAUUUAAUGGUACAAAACGCUAGUAAUAUAAUAGAAAAUGAUUUAUAUGAUCUUGAAGAAAAAGAAUUUUUAGUAAAAUUAGAAAGAGAAAAUGAAUUUUAUUUAGACAUUGAUAUCAAUAAAUAUAUGUAUAUAGACCCAUCGGAAGAUUUAUUUGAAUGUUUAAAUAGAUUAAAGGAAAGAGCAAAUUACAUUGAAAAAAAUGAUGAAGAUACUAAUAAUGAUGUUUUAAAAUUAAAUGAAAAAAAAGAAAAUUACGAAGAGGAAACUUUUCGAAUAUGCCAGACUGUAAUUUUCUUACCACGUUUAAUUAAGAAAUGUGACAUAUUAUCUUAUAUUGGUUCAAAUAUAUAUGAAGUUCUAUUAUCAUUAAACAAUUUAUCUAUUAUAAAUAAAGGAAAGGAUUAUUUCUUAACCUAUAAAUUAUUUAAUAUGGUUUUAUUGUGUAUUAAUUCACCUGAUAAUAUAAGUAAAUUUGUUUUUAAUAAUAUUUACUCUAAUUUUUAUUCCAAUAUUCAAAAAAUGUUUAUGUUGUUAUCACUUCAAUUUACAGCUUUAUAUUUAUCAAACAACAUUAAGCUUAAUGAAAUAUUCGAGCAUAUAAAAAAUCUUAUGAAAGAUAUGAAUUUUUCAAAAAGAAUAAUGAAAAACAAACAUUUUUUAAAUGAAGAACGUGAUUUAACACAUUUUUCGGAAAAUUUUUAUAAUGAAUUUGAAAACUUUUUCAAUGGAAAUUGCUCUUAUAAGAACGUAGAUAAAAUAAUAAUAAAAAACAAUCAUUAUGAAAAUAAAAAUAAAAGUUUAACUAACAGUAAAUAUCAAUUGAAUAAUAAAAUACAAUCAAAUGAUAAUAAUAUAAUUUAUGAUGUAGAAGAACAAAAUGAUUCCAUUAUAUCUGAAAAAGAUAUAUCAGAUGAUUUACUAAGAGAUGAAAGUUCAUUAGAAAAGUAUGAAGAAAAAAAAAUUGCCACAAAAAAACACAAUGAAAAUACUAAAACAUUGCACGAUAAGAACAUCAAUAAAAAAAAAAAGAUAAACAAUUUUUUAAAAGUAUGCGAUUUCUUUUUUAGUAGUAUAUAUACAAAAUUAUUUUGUCUUAGCACAAAAAAAGAAAUGAUAAACUUAGAUUAUGAUGAAUAUAAAAUAAAAAAGUUUUACUCAUCUGAUUCUUCUUUAAUAUUAUAUUUAAUUUCUUCGUAUACUUUAUUUUUUAAUUGUUCAAGUAAUUCAUAUUUAUACAUAGAUGAUGUCAUAGUUGAUGGAUUUACUAUAGGCAACUUUUUUAUUCAAAACAAAAAUUUCCUUGUGAGAAGAGUAGCUUUCAAAUUAUUAUUUCAUAUGAUUCAUUUUAUAUUUAGAAAAAAAAAGUUUUAUAUUUUAGAAAAUGAAAAUUACGCUAAUGUAAUUAAUUAUAUAUCAAAAAAAAUAGAUAUAGAAAAAGAUCUUUUAUCUUUGCAGUAUAUGAGAGAACUGCUGCAUUAUCAUAAAAUCAUAAAUUAA